AUGGUUUUGUCAUCAUCAAAAUCUAUUAGAAAGUUUUCUCAACAGUUCAUUGCGGUGGAGAGCUCAGAUGGGUCAAGGUUUGCCUCUGUCAAUCUCGACGCUGGGCUGGCUUCUCAGCUCAUCACCAUUAAGGUUCUCGAAAGGCUUAGAUUAGGGUUUGGAGAUUUGUACACCGAAGAAAAUGUGGCAAUCAGUGGCAUACACACUCAUGCAGGUCCUGGAGGUUACUUGCAGUACAUGCUCUACAGUGUGACCUCUCUCGGAUUCGUCCAACAAUCCUUUGACGCCGUCGUCAACGCCGUUGAGCAAAGCAUCGUCCAAGCUCACAAUAACCUGAAACCCGGGGAUGUGAAUAAUGCCGGUAUAAACAGGAGCCCGAGUGCGUAUUUACUGAAUCUGCCUGACAAGAGAGCUCGAUAUACGACCAAUGUCAACACGCAAAUGACACUCCCGAAGUUCAUCGACACCAUGAGCGGAAAAGGCAUCGGAGCAUUCAAUUGGUUCCCGACACACGGGACAUCCAUGAACCGAGACACCCUGCUCAUCAGUGGGGACAACAAAGGAGCUGCCAUGAGGUUUUUCGAGGAUUGGUUCGCCUCGACAGUCGAUGGGAAAUCCGUCAAUGGAUCUGAUACCCGGACAAGAUACUGAGCACCAAGAUCAUCGGACAGAGGUAGUUUCAAACAGCCAUUCAGUUGUUCAAUUCUGCCGAGGAAGAACUAAUGGGGAAGAUAGAUUAUCGACAAGCAUAUCUAAAUUUCUCGGACAUCGAAGUGGAGUUAGAAGGAAACCAGGUGGUGAAAACAUGCCCCGCAUGCCCUCGGCGUAGGUUUUGCCGCUGGAACCACCGAUGGCCCUGGCCAGUUCGGCUUCCAGCAAGG
Messenger RNA from Syzygium oleosum, 881 nucleotides. Its product is annotated as neutral ceramidase-like. Lineage: Eukaryota; Viridiplantae; Streptophyta; Magnoliopsida; Myrtales; Myrtaceae. The transcript is spliced from 4 exons. Gene Ontology annotation, biological process: ceramide catabolic process; sphingosine biosynthetic process; long-chain fatty acid biosynthetic process. Gene Ontology annotation, molecular function: N-acylsphingosine amidohydrolase activity. Gene Ontology annotation, cellular component: extracellular region. Bases 1 to 651 code for a protein of 216 amino acids. The record is from RefSeq and is a predicted model, not a curated record.